UGCUUUUCCUUUACGCGAGGGGUGGCGGGAGAAGCUGUCCUCGCCUAGCCGGAGUUUGGACACCUUAACCUUGGAAGCUAGCGGGAGGAUUCAAGGUGAUCCCCUCCUCUGCCCCGAGCGAGCCCGCCGCGGGGCUUCCCCGGCGUCGUGGUCGCGGCCGCCCCUUGGGCUUUGCACCUGCCGCGGGGAGGGCGGCCCCUGCGGAGGCGGCCAAGGACGGCCCCUCGGCCGGCGGUUGGCUCGGCGGGAAGCCCAUGCUAAUGAGCCCGCGGGUUUAUUGCACCUGCCCGGUCGGCUCGCUUCGCCGGGACUCUCCGCUCGCCAUGCCGCGCUCUUUCUUGGUCAAGAAGCCCUCCAGCACUCGCGUCCCCAACUACGGCCAGCUGGAGACGCGCCGCCAAGAAUCCAGUGGAUUGUGCCACUCUUGGAGAGGGGCAGCAUUCCCCGUCCUCAGUCAAGAUGGCACGCCUUGUCCGGCAGCCCCCUAUGAAGCUGGUAGCCUCUGGGACCACAGUUCUGCCAUUGCCUGCCUGUCCCCACCUCUCCCACAGAGCAGUGAAACCAAAGGGGAGCCCACAUCGAGCUCCCAAGUGGGUUCUGGGAGCAGCCCUGGCGGCAGCUGGGGCUCUGCCACCCCUCUGCGUGAUAACCAGAACAACCUCAAUCUCCCGUUGGCAUUCAGCCUGUUCCAAAGGAGGACUCCCAACCUGGGCAGCCCAGCAGAGGGAAAUGGAGACAAACUGCAGGGGCCACAAGGCAUAGCUGCCAACCCCCUGGAGACGUUUGAGUGUCCGGACUGCCGCAAGGCCUACAGCACCUUCUCAGGCCUGGCCCGACACAGGCAGCAGCGCUGCAAGCUGCAGGCAACCACGGCAAGGAAGUAUUUCAACUGCAAGCACUGCGACAAGGAGUACGCCAGCCUGGGUGCCCUCAAGAUGCACAUCCGCACCCACACGCUGCCUUGCAUGUGCAAGAUCUGUGGUAAAGCCUUCUCCCGGCCCUGGCUGCUGCAGGGGCAUAUCCGAACACACACAGGUGAAAAGCCCUACGCCUGUUCGCACUGCAGCCGAGCCUUUGCCGACCGCUCCAACCUCCGUGCCCACCUGCAGACCCAUUCCGACAUCAAGAAAUACCAGUGCCACACCUGCCUGAAGACCUUCUCCCGGAUGUCCCUGCUCCUGAGGCAUGAGGAGACAGCCUGCUGCCCUGCUGCAACCUGAGAGCCAUGCUGAGCUUGGCUGGCUACCUGGAAAACGUAACCUGAGACCACUUGUGGAGAUUAGGAGGAGAGCCCCGGACGUCCUGCGUCCUG
Messenger RNA from Podarcis raffonei (Aeolian wall lizard), 1312 nucleotides. RefSeq names its product snail family transcriptional repressor 3 (gene SNAI3). The record is from RefSeq and is a predicted model, not a curated record. The transcript is spliced from 3 exons. Gene Ontology annotation, molecular function: DNA-binding transcription factor activity, RNA polymerase II-specific; RNA polymerase II cis-regulatory region sequence-specific DNA binding. Gene Ontology annotation, biological process: regulation of DNA-templated transcription. Bases 255 to 1220 code for a protein of 321 amino acids. Lineage: Eukaryota; Metazoa; Chordata; Lepidosauria; Squamata; Lacertidae.